Messenger RNA from Nematolebias whitei (Rio pearlfish), 1491 nucleotides. RefSeq names its product 5'-3' exonuclease PLD4. The record is from RefSeq and is a predicted model, not a curated record. Bases 55 to 1491 code for a protein of 478 amino acids. The transcript is spliced from 10 exons. Lineage: Eukaryota; Metazoa; Chordata; Actinopteri; Cyprinodontiformes; Rivulidae. Gene Ontology annotation, molecular function: catalytic activity.
CACACGUUUUCUGGUUUUGAUCUUCAAAAAGCCAGCUGUGAUUGAGAAGGGAAGAUGACCUCGACGUACAGCAGCCUUCAUGACAACUACGUUUCAAACAAAGGGAGGAGGACCAGCUGUGUGACGUUGGCUGUGGUUUUGGGCUGUUUGACUGUUCUGGGCAUUGUUCUUGCCAUUGUUGUGCUGGAGAGACCCCCAACAACAGAAGGUCAUGAAACUCAAGACUUUGAAGACAACUUCACUCAGUGCCAUAUGUCCCUAGUGGAGAGCAUUCCAGUGUAUUUAAAGUAUAAAGACAACGUAACAUUUGGGAUCCCACUGGAGCAAGUCUGGAACGAUCUGAUCUCUGCUGCAACAAAGCAAGUGGACGUGGUCUCGUUUUACUGGACACUAACAGGAGAGGACAUCAAUAUCAACACUUCCUCUGAUGUUUUAGGAAAAGAGAUCCUGAAGAGACUCGAGGAGCUGCCCAGCAGGAACGUAUCCGUCCGACUUGUGAGCAGCGUUCCUUCAGUCAGAACAAACUCCACUGAUUUAAAGAUCUUAAAACAAAAAGGAGUUCAGGUGAGGAAGGUGAACUUUGGCCGCCUGACUAAUGGUGUCCUCCACAGCAAGUUCUGGAUUGUCGACAGAAAACACGUGUUCAUCGGAAGUGCCAACAUGGACUGGAGGGCUCUUACACAAGUGAAGGAACUUGGAGUGGUAGUCUAUAACUGCUCCAGACUGGCAAAUGAUCUCCAUAAGGUCUUCCAGUCCUACUGGGUAAUGGGUCACUCCAACAGCUCCCUGCCUCACCCCUGGCCUGCGAAGUUUGACACUGACAUCAACAAACAGCACCCCCUGCUGGUGGAAGAGGAUCAAACCACCAGCAGCCUCUACAUGGCUGGCUCUCCACCAUCGUUCUGCCCUCAAUCGAGGACUCAGGACCUGGAGGCGAUUCUCUCCUCCAUCUCAGAGGCUGAUGAGUUUAUAGACAUUGCCGUCAUGGAGUAUUUUCCCGCCACGUGCUUUGAAAAGCCUCGCAAAUACUGGCCGAUCAUAGACGAUGCACUCAGGACGUCUGCUUUUGAAAGAAAGGUUAAGAUCAGGAUGCUAAUCAGCUGUGGGCAGAGCUCAGACCCAGCCAUGCUGCCUUUUCUCCAAUCUCUGGCUUCAAUGAAUUACCCUGAACAUCAUAUAAGCAUCCAAAUUAAACUGUACAUUAUCCCAGUGGGAAAUCAGACUGAAGUUCCAUUUACCCGAAUCAAUCAUAAUAAAUAUAUGGUGACUGACAAAACUGCAUACAUCGGUACGUCCAACUGGGCAGGAGACUACUUUUUGACCACAGCUGGCGUGAGUCUGGUGGUUUCACAGCCCACUUCUCACUCUACAUGGAACACCAAGACCCUGCGAAGCCAGCUGAAGGAAACAUUUAACAGAGACUGGCACUCAGAAUACACUGUGCACCUGAACGAAACCCGACCCAACCCAGAUUGUGCACUAUUAAGAUGA